Zerene cesonia (dogface butterfly) is the source of this 935-nucleotide messenger RNA. RefSeq lists its product as uncharacterized. The coding region runs from base 151 to 552 and encodes 133 amino acids. The transcript is spliced from 3 exons. NCBI's taxonomy places the organism in Eukaryota, Metazoa, Arthropoda, Insecta, Lepidoptera, Pieridae. The record is from RefSeq and is a predicted model, not a curated record.
AGCCUCGCCGGACCGCGCUAGCGUUGCUGCAGAAUGGUCAGUUCAUUUGUGUGAUUAUUUCCUAUUGAGUGCUGUGGUGUCUGUCUUUAGUUCUGUUCCUUCUCUUCUAUUCUUAGUUAUAAGUCUUUCUUCCAUCAUCUACUAAUCAUAAUGGCAAUAUUGGGGGCGGCAUCAGCCCUGCCCUCAUACAUCGCAGUACCAGCAGAUCAAAUAGCAUUCGUGGACCUAACAGCGCUGCGAGCGAGGCGGGUCCCAAGACAGACCCUGGAGCCUCCAGCUCUUCCACAGGCUCUAUACAAUGAUGACUAUCAACCAAUACCAUUGGAACAAUACAAUCAGCCGACCGUAGCACUGGCCCCGCCACCUUUACCAGAAGCACCUGCAAGGAUUCAAGCACAAGAUAACAGUCCAGCCGCCCUCGGCGCUAUAUCUCAAUACGCAGAGAGACCCUCAGACUUCGGGGAAUACGUAGACUUUGGGGCCCAUACAGGAGAUAACGGCGCGUUUGGGUGGUAUGCCGACUAUCCAAUCAGCAACGGACAAAAGAAUUAGGAUAGAACACAGCAUUUAAAUCAAUCUUGCCAUCAUGGCAUGUUACCAAAGACCUAUUCAUGAUGAGUGCUGUUAAUUUAUACUUUUAAGCAGAAUUACCGCACAUUUGUUUUAGACGGUUAAUUCCGCUGUACACUCUUGGUAUAAGAAAUAUUUUUUUUUUAAUUAUUAACUGAAAUAAAAGUUCCUGAAGUAUUUUUAGGUUUAAACAAAGUACACUGUGAUAUGCGCCUGGUAGUUCAUUAUUGUUUCUUCACACUAUCAUUAACACUUGCCUGUCUUCUUCUCACUAUCAACGCUUGCUUUGAAUUUCAUUAAUUUAAAAUUAAAAUUGCACAUAAUGGCACUAUGUCUUCAGCUAUCACUCACUUUUCCUUUUUUUU